AUGAAGGCGCUCUUCCAGGAAGUCGACAAUCAUGACUGCCGUCGCUUCGUCGCCGGAGCCGAACCGGCGGAAGACCGGGAUUACAACCCGCGGGACGAGGAACUCAGGUCACUGUGGGACCGGAUACACCCCGACCGCGAUUUCGACAGCAAACAGUCGUAUCGCAUCGGCCUGGCACAGCGGAAUCUGUACAAGUGGCUGAGGCCUGGAGAACCGGCCGUGCAGGUGGAUGCUGCGUGCACCUUCGUGCUGAACCACUUUUACGACGGCCGACGUUUCGACCUGGGAGAAGUCGGGCGCGUCAAGGUUGACCAACGCCUGGGCCGAGCCAGCUCGCAGAUCCUUUCCGAGCAUCACAAAAAGAUACUAGACCUCGUCCGUAACCAAGCCGAAACGGACGACGGUGUGAGCCCGGCAGAAAUCUUCGCCGCGUCGGGCCGGGAGCACCGGAUCCUUUCGGACCGGGACGUGGAUGCUCUGAUCAAUUACGGGGUGCGCGUGGCCGGCGAGCUCAUGCGCGACCAGGUACGAAUCGGCCUGCUGCGCAUGCACCGGAUGUUCCAGGACCGGGUGGGCCGUCUUGAGAAACCCGAGGACGCCGUGCCGGCGAAAUUGGUAAACGUCCGACCGGUGACGGGGGCGAUCAGGGAGUUCUUUGGCGGCGACAAGCUGUCCCAGUUCAUGGAUCAGACCAACCCGUUGGCGGAGUUGACCCACAAGCGCCGCCUCUCGGCCCUGGGUCGCGGCGGCCUCACCCGCGAGCGCGCGGGGUUCGACGUGAGAGACGUGCACGCGUCGCACUACGGACGGAUCUGUCCCAUCGAGACCCCGGAAGGAGCCAACAUCGGGUUGUUGAGCAGCCUGGCUGCCUAUGCCCGCAUCGACCGGCUGGGAUUUAUCGAAACCCCGUACUGGCCCGUCAUCAAGCAACUCCGCCCGGAGAGUGUUCAAUACCUGACCGCCGAUCUUGAAGAACAAUUCCGGAUCGCGCAGGCCAACUCCGGAUUUGACGAUUUCUACCAAUUCACCGACGAGUUGGUAGAAGUGCGAGAGGGAGACAACUAUCGUCUGGCUCCGCCGGCCACGGUGGAAUACGCCGAUGUGUCGCCGCUCCAAAUCAUGAGCGUGUCGGCCGCGUUGAUCCCAUUCCUCGAGCACGACGACGCCAACCGCGCCCUGAUGGGUUGCAACAUGCAGAGGCAAGCAGUGCCGCUGCUCCAGCCUCAGGCGCCCAUCGUCGGCACGGGCAUCGAGAGCCGCGUGGCCAGGGAUAGCGGCCAGGUGUUGCUUUCGCGCGUCCAGGGCUCGGUGGUGUCCGUAAAUGGACGCGAAAUCCUGGUGGUGGACGAUGCGGGCCAAGAGCACGCGCACCGUCUGAUCAAGUUCGCGAGGACCAACCAGGGCACCUGUCUGAACCAGCGUCCCGUCGUUCAGAAGGGAGACCGCGUCAACGCGGGAGAAACGCUGGCCGAUAGCUCAUCUACCGACGGCGGCGAGCUGGCGUUGGGUCAGAACGUGCUGGUGGCGUUCAUGUCGUGGGAGGGAUACAACUACGAGGACGCCAUCAUCAUCAGCGAACGGCUGGUGAAAGACGACCAGUUCACUUCAGUGCACAUCGAAAAGUACGAAGUCGAAAGCAGGUCCACCAAACUGGGCGACGAGGAAAUCACCCGAGACAUUCCCAACGUGGGUGAGGGCAACCUGAGGGACCUCGACGAACGCGGGAUCAUCCGGAUCGGCGCGGACGUCGGCCCGGGCGACAUCCUGGUGGGCAAGGUCACGCCGAAAGGCGAAACCGAAAUGACGGCCGAGGAACGACUGCUGCGCGCCAUCUUCGGCGAAAAGUCCAAGGAUGUCAGGGACACCUCUCUGCGCGUACCGCACGGUCAACGCGGCAAGGUUAUCGGCGUCAAGGCGCUGAGCCGCGAAAAGCGGGGCGCCGAGCAACCUGGGGACCAGCUGCCGCCGGACGUGAACGAGGCCAUACGGGUCUGGGUUGCGCAAACGCGCAAGAUCUCCGUUGGUGACAAGAUGGCCGGACGACACGGUAACAAGGGAGUGGUGUCGCGCAUCCUUCCGGAAGAGGACAUGCCGUUCCUCUCCGACGGGACACCCGUAGACAUCAUCCUCAACCCCAUCGGCGUGCCCUCACGCAUGAACCUCGGCCAGGUGUUGGAAAGCCACCUCGGUUGGGCGGCGCGCAGCCUGAACUUCCAGGCCUUGACGCCCGUGUUCGAAGGGGCCGACGACAACAAUAUCGAGGACUCCCUGGCGCGCUGGUGGUUCGCCGAGCAAUCCAAAGCCACAAACAACAGUGCCGACCCGGAAGGCGAAAUCGACCUGAAAAAGGUCUACGCCUGGUUGCGUGAGCAAGGCUUUGAUCCUGCGGAGAUCUACGAUGAGACCCAGCGUGGCAAGGCGCGCCACGCGUGCUUGUACCUCUGGCUGAGGGACGUGGCCGGCCGGAACCCGGACGGGCUGAGCUUGGCUGAUCUUCAUCAGAUGGCGCUGGAAGUACACCGCGACAAGCUCAUUUCGCCGCCCACCUUCGCAAAAUUCCAACUCUUCGACGGGAGGUCCGGCGAAGCUUUCGACCAGCCGGUCGCCGUCGGAAGCAUUUACAUGCUCAAAUUGAUCCACCUGGUGGAAGACAAGAUCCACGCCAGGUCCACCGGUCCCUACUCAAUGAUCACGCAGCAGCCGUUGGGCGGCAAGGCCCAGUUCGGCGGCCAGCGGUUCGGCGAGAUGGAGGUUUGGGCCCUGGAAGCCUAUUCGGCCGCGCACAACCUCCAGGAGGUGCUGACAAUCAAAUCCGACGACGUGACCGGUCGGGUAAAUACUUACGAAUCCAUCGUCAAGGGCAAUCCCAUAACCCAGCCCGGCAUCCCCGAAUCCUUCAACGUCUUGCUCAAGGAGCUCCAAAGCCUGGGGCUGAACGUGAGACUGGAGGACGAAGAGGAGCAGGAAGACGGCAGUUUGGGUCUGCCUGGCGAAGACGACUAUCUCUUCACCGCGGAGGUCAAUUAG
Geodia barretti is the source of this 3027-nucleotide messenger RNA. The record is from the annotation of a GenBank genome assembly. Lineage: Eukaryota; Metazoa; Porifera; Demospongiae; Tetractinellida; Geodiidae.